This is a messenger RNA of Gadus chalcogrammus (walleye pollock), 6176 nucleotides long. It is a transcript of the gene itprid1, whose product is annotated as ITPR interacting domain containing 1. Lineage: Eukaryota; Metazoa; Chordata; Actinopteri; Gadiformes; Gadidae. The transcript is spliced from 20 exons. The record is from RefSeq and is a predicted model, not a curated record. Bases 312 to 4940 code for a protein of 1542 amino acids. Gene Ontology annotation, molecular function: signaling receptor binding.
UAGCUCCUUGUAUGGCUGAGAAGUUGGACCGGAGUCAUUUGCAUCCCCCUCCCGUCCGUCCCUGUUUACAGAGAGGAGCGUCUGAUGUGUGUGUUCAUGUGUUUGCUCUGCUCCGCCUGUCUGUCACAGGAGGCCACCCUGGUGCCCGAGUCGACUCGAGCAGAAAGCACUCAUCGCUUUUGGGACUCAAAACCGCCGAGUUGGACCAUGUAGUGGAACCCGGAAUUAUGCUCCUCAGUUCAACUGCAGUAACAGGUGUAGCUAGGGUUAGAGGUGGUGGUGUGGCGAGGAGUUGGUACUGUUGGUGAAGCAUGGAUCCUCCCGAUUCCGCCGGGUUGCAGAAAGUCGGCCUACGCAGGAGGCUGUGCCGGGAUAACCACAGGCAGGACAGUAUCAGAGAUUGGCUCUCCUCCAACGUCGACGUGGAGGAUGCAAAGCGAGAGGCUGCGUCGGAGCGGGCAGUGCCCAUGCGGAGGAGCCCCAGCGAAGAAGAUGACCUAGCCUUGGGUGUCGAAGCGUCGGUGUACGGUAGACCGGGAGUGCAGACAGUCCAGGAGUUUCUGAGGUCUACGAGGUCCAGCCCAACCUUCAGCCGCUGGAACAGCUUCAACUCGGUCGGGACCAGCCACUCCGCCCCCCUGAGCGUGAUGGACGUGCUCAACAUGUGGAUGGACGACCCGGAGGAGCUGCUCCUGGACCUGGGCUUCGGCUGCGACGAGCCGGACAUCUCGGAUCGCAUCCCGGCGCGGUUCAUCAACGCCCCGUCGCAGGCCCGCGGCAUCAACAUCCAGGUGUUCCUGGAGGCCCAGAAGAGCCGCCUCGACCUGGAGAACCCUGACGUCAGCAACCGCUUCAGACAGCUGGAGGUGCUGCAUCAGGUGACCACGGCCUUCUCCGCCCUGGUUGGGUCGGGGCCCCCAAAGGCCCACGGGUCGGUCCAGGUCAAGACCCUCCCGGCGGAGGCCCAGGAGAGGAGGCGGCGCGUGGGCCUGCUGCUCCGACGGGCCUCCAAGAUGUCCCUCAACCUGGAGGCCGGGGGCAACGCCGGCGAGGGGGCUCCGGCCGCCGCACUCAAAGGGGACAAGAAGGCCCUGAGCCUCAAGAGGCCGGCCGCACUGAGCCCCCUGGCCGAGGAGCAGGGGCCCCAGGACCCGCUGCUCCCCCAGGUGCCGGGGGCCUUCCAGCCGCAGGACGGGGCGCUCAGGCUGGAGCCGCUGAAGGAGGACCAGCCCCUGGACACCAGCGGCCCCCCGAGGAAGAGGAGCUCGGGGAAGUCCAGGGAGUCCUUUGAGAUGGAGGAGAUCCAGAGUUUUGACGAAGGCAGUGUCGUCAGUGGGAUGACCGGAGGACCAGAAAACAUGGGUAAGACAUUUGAAUUACAUUAUGUAUUAACAGCAGCUACCUUUAUUAAAUGGAAAAAUAAGUCAAAUGUAAUACAAUGCCUUAUUGUGUUAUUGCUUGUUAAUGGCUUUGAUAGUAUUGUAUUAUUUAGUUCAGCUUUGUGCUCUCUGGGACUCUCUACUAUGUGGUGCUGUAGGUUCGAUGACCGCCUUGUUUUCUUUGUUGGGCUCUCUUCGGUUCUCCUCGUGAAGCAGCGUUCAGGUUGCAUCGUAGAACCAGCACUACUUGCUGCGUGGCUCUGUUUGCUUGACUUUGUGUUUCUUUAUCUUGCGGUUUUUCCAAAGCAACGAUCAUGUGCAGUUUGGGGCCUGGUCAGAACCAACAGCACCCAGUCGGACAGCAGCGGGUUCCUGGAGGAACCCUUUGUACCCUCUCUCGACCCAGGACCAGAGCUCAUCAAGACGUUGGCGGUCCUGUCGGGGGACACCCCCCCUCCCUCCCCCACCACCCUCCCCCCUCACCACCCCCUCACAGCGGCCCCCUCCCACACCGCUGCUCCUCCCCCUCCUGCGUGUCUCCCCUCGUCUCCGGACCCCCCGGCGGACAGAGCGUCCCCCAACCUCACCCCUUCAUCCCCCAACCUCACCCCCACGUCUUCGAACCAACCCAAGGAGCCACACAGAGGGAACGGUUCUUUAGGGGAGGAGCCAGUUAGAGGGAGCGGUUCUUUAAAGGAGGAGCCACACGGAGCGAGCUAUUCAUUAGGGGAGGAGCCAGUCAGAGGGAGCGGUUCUUUAGGGGAGGAGCCACACAGAGGGAACCGUUCUUUAGGGGAGGAGCAACAAAGAGAGAGCAGUUCUUUAGGGGAGGAGCCACACAGAGGGAGCGAUUCUUUAGGGGAGGAGCCAGUCAGAGGGAGCGGUUCUUUAGGGGAGGAGCCACACAGAGGGAGCGGCAGGGCUCAGACUGGAGCUCCAGAGGGAGCGGUGAGUCCAGCUGGGUCUUGGGUUCCCCCGGCGGCCUCAAGACCUGGCCUCCGUCCUCCUGGGGAGUCCAGCGUGUCUCCGGCCCGCCAGCGCUCUGCAGUCUCCGCAAUGCGGCCGGACGACGAGACAACGAACGAUCCUGUCCUGGAGGGCCCUGGCUCCCCAGGCCUCCCUGUCUCUCCAGGCCCCCCUUUCUCUCCAGGCCCCCCUGUCUCUCCAGGCCCCCCUGUCUCUCCAGGCCACCUUGUCUCUCCAGGCCCCCCUGUCUCCCCAGGCCCCCCUGUCUCUCCAGGCCCCCCUUUCUCUCCAGGCCCCCCUUUCUCUCCAGGCCACCUUGUCUCUCCAGGCCCCCCUGUCUCUCCAGGCCCCCCUGUCUCUCCAGGCUCCCCUGUCAGACAUGUGGUCCCGGGGAGGACGGACCCCAUGGCUGGGGGCCCAGAGUGCGGCUCUCUGGGGCCUCACAGCAGCAGUGGCGGGGGUGUGGAGCAGAGCGGCGAGAAGCCCCGUGACACGGUUCAGGAUACGGCCGGGGUCCGGCCCGGGGACGCGUUCUGGACCGGGUCGGGGCGUUACCCUCCGUUUGGUGGCGCCGAGAUAACGCAGAUGAAGGCAGGGUCGUUACCUCUCCUGGUGGAGACGGACAUCGAUGCAGCCGAGAUGUCCCUCCCAGGGUCUGGAGGGCUUCCUCAGGGCACGGGAACAGCUGCCGACGCAAAACACGGGGUAGGAGAACGUCCUGAAAGAUCAGGUCAUCACUUGGUGGAAACUAACCUAGAUGAGGUGGGGAGGGCCUCUUGGACCCUCGCUGGGGCCCCGGCUGGGGAGUCCGAAGCCAGAGACCCAGCGCCCCGCGGACGAUACGGCGGACUGUUGGAGACGGAUCUAGAUGAGCUAGAGAGCACUGAUUUUGCAACUCAUUUUGAGACACUCGCCGUUGAAGGCAAACAGUCCAGGAGACUCCAGGAAGUCCUGGAGACGGACAUCGACGCAGUGGAGAGCGCAGAACCUUCUGAAGGAGGUGCCGCAGGAAGUGAUCCUCCAGGUGGGGUCCCUGGACUUCUGGAAACGCACAUAGACGACCCGGACCUGGCUGUGUACACGGGGGGCGGCGGGGUGACCCUCACCCAUAGGCUGACCGGGCCCAUCGCCGUGGCGAGCCUGGAUGAGGUGUUUGAGACCUCGCUGGACGGCUCGUCGCCGGACAGCGAGCUGGGCGACGUGGACGCCAUCUGUCUGGAGCUGGGCUCUGACGGCCUGGUCUACUGGGCCGAGCCCGUCCGGGUGGCCUCCACCUCCCCGGCUCUGAGCCAAUCAGACCGCGGCACCCCCUCCUCCCCCGCUGGCCCAGUUGCUUUAGACUCCUCCUCCUUCUACACCCCGGACCGGUUGAAAACGCUUCCCAGCGGGGAUGCGGACGCUCCCGUCGGCGUGGAAACGGCCUCCCCUCCCCCCGCCUCGCCCCCCCCGGCCCCUCGGAGGAGGUGCGGCUCGGUGUCGGUCCAGAUGCCCUCAUGUCCGUCCAGCCGCAGCGUGUCCCACAUCGUCCGUAGGAAGGACGUCCCGUACGCGCCGGCGCCGGCGUUGGCCCCCCGGCCCGCCCUCAUGUCGGCCUCCCUCCCCUGCCUGGACACCUCCACCCCCCUGCGGGCGGUGCAGUCCUGGACCGACCUGCAGCUCCGACGCAGGGGGCUGAACGGCACGGCCUGGGGCGGCCUCCUGGUCUCCCAGAGCCAGGGCUCCCUGAGGGUCGAGGCCCCGCCGACGGCCCUCAGACCCGCCACGGCCUCCUCCUCCGACCCCGCCCUCAGGACGGCGUCCGCCAGCCGCUGGUCCACGGACAGCCUGCCGGGGUCGCCCUCCAGCCUGCGCUCCACCUCGGUGUCGCUGGACACCGGGCUGUGGGCGGAGGACGAGGACGAGGACAGCCGAGAGGGGCGGGGCCGGCUGGAGGAGCACCUGUGGGAGGGGUCGGAGGAGGGCCAUCAGGCGUGCUGCUGCUCCUGCGAGCGCCAUCACACCUGCGGGGCGACGCGCCUCCGCAGAGCGCACAGCACACAGAGCGUCCCGUAUUCCCAGGAGGAGCUGGAGAGCAUGAUCUUCUCCCUGAGGAGGUUCCGGGUGGUGCUCGCGGACAUCGAGGAGCAGGUGUCUGACGACCAGGCCUCCGUCUUCACCGCCCUGUCAGCCUCCGUCAGGGAGGAGGUGUGUGACAUCGCAGAGCUGAGGAGGAAGGUGAAGCAGGAGGCCGGGGAGCUGGAGCUGCAGCUGAAGGAGCUAACGCACCACUACGACGACAACUUCCAGAUGAAGAUGCAACGACUCCUGAACGAGCAGACGCUCCUCUGCUCCCAGCUCAGACUCCUCCCCCCCCCUGGGAUCACGCUCCCUGUGGGAGGGGCCACCACGCCCGUCCGGAGCGUCUCCACGCAGUGCAGCCUGUCCCCGGCCCCUAAACAGCAGGGCAACCCCCUGCCCAGCCCCGGGGGUCCGGCCCUUGACAGUCCUAUGCUGGUCUGCACCACGACCAAACCGGACAAGCUGGACUUCGUGGGCUUCCUGCAGAGACUAAAAGAUUCCUUGCGUCCAUCUGUGAAUGCAGAGUCCUUGGAAUGAGAGUGUGACUGAAGAGUCUUCCUCCACGGCCGUCUGUUUGAUACGCAGAGGAAACUACAGAAUGGAUGAACGUUUGAUACGAUGAAGAAACAACAGAACGAAUGGACGUUUGAUAUGAAGAGGAAACUAGAGAAGGGAUUGACGUUUGAUAUGAAGAGGAAACAACAGAAGUCAUCAUUAUUAGCGUUUUGGGUGUCAUGUGGCCCCGGUCCCGGAAGGUUGCUAGUUCGAUACCCGGCUCCUCUUAGCUGAGUGUCGAGGUGUCCCUGAGUAAGACAUCUAACCCUAAAUGCUCCCGACGAGCUGUCUGCAAGGUUGACACACCGUUGGUGUUUGAAUGUGUGGAUGAAUAUGUGGAUAGGUGUUUGAAUGGGUGAAUGUAAGGUGAUAUUGGAAAUCACUCUUAGUGGCCACUGGUUAGAACAGUGCUGUAUAAGUGCAGUACAUUUGCCAUUCAUCAUUAUUAUAAUGUAUAUAGAAAUACAAAUAAUAUAUAUUGUUGGCAGCUCCAAACAUUAUGCAAAUAUAAAGCAAUGUAAAUUGUUGAGUGAAACAAAAUGGUGACCUAGUCCAUGCUUUUUAAAAACAUAACAUUGUAUGUAUUUUUUAUAGUAAUAUAUUCCAAAUGACAUUUCACAUAAUAUUUUCAUAAUCUUUAUAUCAUGUGAUUUAUAUGAUUUUGAAUGUUUAAGAUUUGCCUCAAUCUUAAGACCCGACUCCAUUUAAGACUUUUCUAAAGGCAGAAAUAGAAAUAAAUGAAUGCAAUGAAAUGAAUUAGGGCAGUGUGAUUUAUUUGAGUAUCAACAUUGUACAUGAAUACCACAGCAAUGAAACUGAGGAAAUUAUACCAAAUAUAACUAUAACCACAAGAUAUGAACUGUGUCCUCUAAUGGUUAUAAACCAUCAACAUGGUUGAUCAUUAACAGAGCAUGAAUCAAGCUCUGCUGUUAACUACACAUUUUGAUUAUCAUCAACAGUAUGGAAUUUAAAAAAUGCAAUAUUUGUUGUAUUUAUUUAUACAGUAUGGUUCCGUGUUUCAGUACCGCGUGUGUGUUCUGUGAGAAGUAAGAUGUGAUGCUCUUGUUCUCAGAGAGUUGGAACAAUAGAGCUGGAGGCUCCACACACUUGAAGGUGUAGAGGUGGUGUGUGGCUCCUUCACCACAGCAUCAAACAGCCUGAGUGGUUUAUUAGUGAAAGCCUUAUACGGUGGUAAUAUAUUUAUGUUUCUAUCUAUAU